GGAUGCUCCCACCCCGAGUAGAGGAUCGACUGACUGAAAAUCGAGAGAGAGCCCGUGAAAACAUUCAAGGUGUCAGUGGAUGUCAGUCGUAUAAAGCAGAGGAGUGAGACAUCGCUCGAGGCUAUAUAGCGUAUAUUUACAAGUUACAAAUCGUAGCCAAACGGCGAAUUAAGUGAUCGUGACUUUCGCCGAUGGGAUUCCAUAACUCCUAGUUGUUUGGUCAUUUUUUCGAAAUAAACACAAGGUGGAGCGGGAAAAAUACGAGGAUAAAACUGCUCCUAUUUGAUCCCCCAAAAAACAACCGAGUGAGCUGUUUGCCACGAGCCUUCUUGAUAAUGAUUCCAUUUCACGGUACUGGUAUUAAUUAACGCAGAACCAAUUCGACCGCUCGCUUGCUUGCUUGCUUGGCUGGCUCGAGAUGGGAAGAAAUACCUGUUAACCUUGGCGCCAGUAACUGGACGAGGACUCGCUAUCCCUCUCCGACGCCCGCUCGCGCAUGUAUAAGUUCUGCGUAUCAACAAAAUUACAUAGGAAUAAAGCGACAAUUGAGAUCCAGUCAAUUUACAAUGCCCAUUAUCUUUACUAUCGACAUCAGUACCUAUGAGCCGUGAUGUGGUGGACUAAGGUUAUCGGAAUAUGGCUGGCGACGUGGGGUUGCCUCUUUCGAGGCAUCAAUUUAGCACCCCAGGCGAGUAAGAAGCAAGUUCCAUGCGACAAGAGUCGAAAAGUCUUCACAGACUCGUGGGGCAUCAUUACCGAUGGUCCUACGGGCUCCAACUAUACACAGGACUCGCACUGCGAGUGGUUGAUCAAGGCUGACAACAGUCGCCAGUUUAUUACACUCAUCUUCAGAACAAUGGAAACAGAAUGCAGUUACGAUUACGUUUUUGUGUAUGACGGGGAUUCGUUUAGGUCUCCGCUACUGGGCAGCUUCAGUGGCAAAACUGGGCCUCAAAACGUCACUUCAUCCUCUGGCUACAUGCUGAUAUUAUUGUACAGUGACACUAACUAUGUGCUCAAUGGAUUUCAAGCAGAAUUCUCAGUCACAAAUUGCCCGAACAAUUGCACAGGCCAUGGAGUUUGCCUACAGAACACAUGUGUUUGUGAAAGCGAAUGGGGAGGUAAGGAUUGCUCUAGAGCUCUCUGCCCAGACAAAUGUGGAGGCGGUGUUUGCAAAAGAGGAAGAUGCCUCUGUCACAGUGGAUAUUCAGGACAGUCCUGCUCACUGGACAGAAGAGAUGCAGUCGGGAAUCGAUGGCAUUGGCUCUCACAUUCUGAAGGUGGUAUGACUCCUCGUGCAGCUCAUACUGCGGUUUACGUCAAUGAGACAGAUGCUCUUUACGUGUUUGGGGGGUAUGAUCUCAACCAUAUACUUGGAAAUUUGGAAGUAUAUCGGUUUUCUAACAGCCAAUGGGAGGACGAAUAUGGAGUGAUUCUUGAAGGAGCAUCGUCACCUGAUUAUCUUGAUCCAAUGCUCAUAACAAGCGAGCUAGAGAAAGCCGGUCCUGGAGGUGAAGAGCGAUUUGGCCUACGCCCGACAUCGUUUUUCAGAAAUCUCCUCUACAGUAUCAAAGACAACAGUACAUUUAGUUUAAGACACAGAGCAACUGUUGAGGCUGGUCAACAUGGGUGGAGAGAGCUAAGAAAUACCCCUGAACAUCGAGAAAGAGAGAGAAAAGAGCAGGAGGCAAGGGAAAAAGAACUCCGGGAAAGACGAGAGAGAAAUGAAAGGAAUGAGAAACUGAGGCGAAAGCAUUUGACACGGCGCCCAAGACCACGAUAUACUAGAUACGCUGAACUCGACGAAGACUCAGAUGAGCCUGCGUCAAAGACUGAUGAUGAUAUGUCAAAUUGGGAGGAUAAAAUAUCUGCAAGUAAUCCGUUAGAUGAAAAUCCUUACAUUCAGGAAAUCAUCGAGCCCAAAUUCACGACUGAAUCAACAGUAGUUAAAGAAGAUUGUACGACACCGAAUCUUGACGAGCUACCAAAGCCCACUCCGAGAUAUGGUCAUGCAGCUUGCAGAUAUGAGGGUGGCUUUGUAAUAUAUGGUGGCAAAGUUGAAGAUGGUUCACUUUCUAAUGAACUUUGGCAUUACGAUGUUGUAAAACGAACUUGGACUCUGCGUGCCAAAAACUCACCAUUUUAUCCUCCUCGAUUGACAAGACAUUCCCUAACUCUAGUCAACGAUGAGAUAUAUUUAUUCGGGGGAAGUACAAUUGAUGGAGAAUUUUCAUCAAACCUUUAUAAAAUUAGCCUCAAUUUGUCUGACGAGACGGCAUCGGAAAGGUGGAGAGAAGUGCGCCCCAGGGGUGGCAAGGAGUUGGAUGUUCGUGUUGUAGCACAUUCUACGGUUUACCAUCAGCCCACAAAUUCUCUUUUAGUCUACGGCGGUGUUGUCGCGAGUGUGGCACGUUUCAGCAAACUUUCCGACAGGAUGUUCGUUUUUCAACUCGACAGAAAGGUCUGGUCAGAGAUCCAUUAUCCAAGAGCUCCUCUGAGGGAUACUUAUGUGCCACGGGAACGUGCUUUCCACACAAGCACUAUCAUAGGAAAUUAUCUAGUUGUAUUUGGAGGAUACUCUCAUAGGCAUAACAAGGAGGAAAUUUGCUACGGCAAUCAGAUGUACCUUUACCAUCUCGGCUGUCACGCUUGGGUCAGUCAUGACAUCUUAGGACAGAAUGAUAAAUCAGAUUCAUCUUCCCACUCUCAAUAUCCGAAACAACAGGGAGUCUUUGCUCAUGCGGCUGAUGUGAGGAACGGAAACACAUUGCUCCUUGUCGGAGGCUAUCAUGGCAACGUAAAUGCGGACCUUCUUGCUUAUACUUUGCCACCCAUGCUGGCUCCCAGAGAUGGCGAUUAUAUUGAACCAGAACAAAUUUGCUCAAGGCAUAAACGCCUCGCAGAUUGCGCGGCUAAUCCUGAAUGUGGUUGGUGCUCUGCUGAUGAGAUUUGCUAUGGUCGUACUGUUGGCAGUAACUGCACAACAAAUUUGCAAACGACAAGGUGUCCCGGCAUUUGUCCAGCCUUGGGAGAUUGUCAUUCGUGUCUAAUUCAUGGACAGCCAGGCGGUCGUUGGGGAACAAGCGCAAGGGGGGGUACUUCAGUUUCCAAUAAAUUAAAUCUAGGUACGUGUACAUGGUGCGUUCAGAACGCAAGAUGCCACCACAAAGACGACAAUUAUGGUGUCUGCGGUCUGCGAGAAGAUACGGCGUCUCAGAUACCUGGAUGGUGGGGCUCGAAAGGAACGGAAAUUGCAAAAGUCGAAGAGUGCAGAGAAUUGGACCGACGACCUGGACUAACGUUUCUUAAAUACAAACCACCAGUUAAUUUCAGCCAGCCUGAUUCUGUGACUAUCGUCAAUGCGACUACUGUCGACUUUAACGUACCCUCAAUGCAAGGUGCCAAAACAGAGUCUGGUCUUGGUGGAGAAAUGAUCGCAAGACUGCUUGGUUUUCUCAGACCGCCUCAGUCUGUUUGGGAAAGCACCGCCGAACAUCUAAAGAUUUGCGUUAGUUAUAAUAGUGCGACUCUUCAUGUAUCACACAGCGACGACGCUCGAGAGUUGGCUUUAGUUGCUAAUCUGACUGCCGAGGCAUCUCAAUGCAUACCCACAAACUGGCCAGAUGGAAACCCAACAAUGUUACUACCAGGUCGUUAUCUCCUAGACUUUGAGUCAAGACGUAUGGUGACAACGAACUAUGCUUAUGCCAGUAAAAUGGAAAUAACGCAUAACAAACGCAAUGAGAAUCCCAAAGUAUUCACCUUUGAAUACCUUGAACCGUUCCAAAACGGUUCCUGUCACCAGUACCACAACUGUCUUCACUGUCUGACAGAUUCAUCUUGUGGGUGGUGCGAUAUAACGAACAAAUGCAUGUCCAGAUCGUCCAAUGAGACUGAAAACUGCGCAGCUAACGUUGAAUGGGACGAAGAUGGACAACCCAUAAGUGAAUGGCACUACCUCACUAUAACACCUUCAACCUGCGCCAACUGCUCUAAUUAUAUUUCAUGUGAAUCGUGUGUUGGAAGUAAUCUGUGCGAGUGGUGGACCGAGGAAGCUAAAUGCGCAAGAAUUGGCCGUCUGCCUAACGCGGUUGCUAGCAUUGAUCGCUGCCCUGUACCAUGCAGGCAGAGGUCCAGUUGCACCCAAUGUCUCGACGAAAGAGGACGAUGCGUUUGGUGCGAGGCCACGCAAGAGUGUUUUUCAUUCUCAGUUUACACGUCUGAGUAUCAGUUUGGUCUCUGCAGAGAGUGGAUGGACCAGGCUGGCUUAAUGGGAAUAACUUCAAGGUCUAGUUCAACACUGACUGGUAUUGAUCAAUGCAAGAGCUGCGGGAGACAUGCAAACUGCUCAAGUUGUCUUCACUCUUUGAGCUGUGGCUGGUGCUACAGCUUAGAAAAUCCUAUCACAGGAGUCUGUGUUCAGGGUGAUUUCAAUCAACCGCAUGUAAAUUGCAGCGCAGCCAUUAACGCUAGACAAAACUCUACCCUAAAUCCUGAGGACGCUGGAUGGGCCUACGCCCAAUGCCCAGAUGUCGAUGAGUGCGAUCUCGGUCUUCAUGAUUGCCACCCUAAUGCCGCUUGUACAAACACCCAUGGGAGUUUCAGUUGUCAGUGUAAGAGAGGCUUCAAUGGAGAUGGACGAGAAAACUGCACCAAGACUUGUUACGAAAAAUGCGUUAACGGAUACUGCAGUGAAGCUCCCGAUUAUAAGUGCGAGUGUAAUUUGGGAUGGACUGGACCAGACUGCAGAACCAACUGUGGAUGCUAUAAUCAUUCCACUUGCGUUCAUGGUCCUGGUGUUUGCGACGAGUGCCAAAAUUGGACGACUGGAAAAUACUGCGAAGAGUGCAAGGCUGGAAGCUUUGGAAAUGCUACCACAAGCUUGGGGUGCAGCAAGUGCAAUUGCAACGAACAUGGCGAUAAAGACAGCGGUGUUUGUGACCGACAGACUGGGAUUUGCUUCUGCAGAGAUAACACCAAAGGAAACAAUUGUGAAUUGUGUGAAAUGGGGUAUUACGGGAAUCCGAGGAACGGAGGAAUGUGCUAUUACGGGUGCAUGGCCAGGGGUAUGCUAGGUGGCGAAACUGCCGGAAGACAGGGACUGGGAAGCAGACACUCGCAGGUAGCUCUAUUGGCAACGCAACAAGGCGGACCACCGACCAGAGAAUGUCUAUGGAUAGUGAGCCCAGCAUCCGGACUUUCUCCUGAAGCCAUGACGCCAAGUAUACAAAGUGUUAUACAAUUUACGCUUCAUGACGAUAUCGAUAUAAGUUGCCAGGAAAACAGCGUCUACGUUUACGAUGGUCUUCCUGACUUCGUGUCCACCACAACUAGCCACCAGAGUCAACUCCUUGGUGUUUAUUGCACAGAGAGUACCAACUAUCCUGUGACUGUUGAGGCGAAAUCAGGGUUUCUGACUGUGCACUAUAAGCAGCUCGACGACGUUGAAGGUUUCAACGCAAGCUACGUCGUUAUGACUUGUAACAAUUGUCCUGACAAUCGAGAGUGCAGAAAUGGUAACUGCUUAUGCAAAACUGGAUUCGUUGGUAUAAAUUGUGACAUUGAGCUCUGUCCAAACAACUGUACUGCCUUGAAGAAACAAGGCAUAUGCGAUAAGAGCUACGGUCACUGUGUCUGUACCUCUGGAUACGGGGGUCGCGAUUGUUCGGUUAAAAUAAAGGAAAACCAAUUGGUUUUCACGGAGUUAUUCAACUCCGAAUACCUUGCUGACAAUCUUGAUCAUCUUCGAAAAACUUUGCCCAGAUUUGGCCACAGUCUCGUUGCUGAUCGCAGAGGAAGCCUUUGGAUGUUUGGCGGCUAUUCUCUCAGUAAUGGACCUCUCAAUGAUAUCAGACUGUUUGAUACUAAAAACAAUACCUGGAUGCCGGUUACCGUCGAGUCGACAUCUGAGGCGUCAAUGCCUCAAGGACGGUAUUUCCAUGCUGCUGAAAUAGUUCACAGUAGACAGCAGAUUUACGUGUAUGGUGGUCUUUCGAUGAAGGAGGAAGGUGUACAAGGAUUGUCUAAUAACACGCUAGACGAUUUUUGGAAAUUCAGUCUGCAGAAUCAGAGAUGGAGUCAUAUUACUCAGGAUGCUUCCAAAAAAGAACCGCCUCCAUUGGCUGGACACACUUUGACCCUUAGAAGAGAUGGAGAAUCGGAAAGUCUGAUACUUGUCGGUGGAUUUAGCCCAAAAUAUGGGUAUCUUGAGACGGUUUGGGAGUUUAAUUUGGAGUCUGAGACGUGGGACACUGUUAAUACUACUGGAAAUGGCCCAUUGGGUGUUUACGGGCAUUCGACUGUCUAUCAUGCAAGGUCCGAGAGCUUUUACGUUUUCGGAGGAUAUACCUAUUCCAUAAAUAGAACCUUCAUAUCCAACAAACUUUACGCUUUAAAUUACAAAACACGGGUUUGGUCUGUGCUUCCUCCAUUCAUUGAUGAACUAACUGAUGGGAAUAGCUUGCCACAAGCUCGUUUUCUUCACUCUGCGGUUACAACGGAUGAGUAUAUGGUAAUUUUUGGAGGUCGUCAGUAUCCACGUAAUACGACAGAUUCAUUAAUAGCCUACAAAUAUUCCUGCAAUCUGUGGAUACGCUUGAUAACCACAGACAUGGACAUCAUAGGAACACCACCACCUCCUGCCUAUGCUCAUGCAAUGACGCAUGCAGACCCAGAAACUAACGCUAUUUACGUCGUAGGAGGAUUUGAUGGUGGAAUUAAAAGUCACGUUACGCUGAUAAACAUCCCUGAAGAUCUUUGCAGUCUUUGGACAGAUAAACCAACCUGUCGAAAGUAUUUUGGAUGCUCAUUCUGCGCCGUCACCACUCUGUCAGGGACAAAUGCGACUUACUGUUUCUCUAAUGAAAAUCUUGAUAAUAGAGAAGACAAGUGCGACGUUAACAUCACACAGGCACAGCGGUCCAACGGAUUAUUCUGUAACGCGGACUGGAUGGCGUCCAGAACGUGUGCGAAUUUUAAAACGUGUACCGAGUGUUUGGCUCAGUGGCCUUACUUCAAAGGAGACGAGCCUGUUUGUAAAUGGUGCAAAAAUUGUCCACAUGGAAAGUGUAUUCCAGCAGAAAAGGAUUGUAAUGAACAGAAAAAGUGUAAUCUCUCUGUAAGCGAUGUCAAUCAAUGCGGAGAGAGGCAAUGUCCGGCCAGUGAUUGUGAGAAGUGUAAAAGCCUUGGAAACUGUGUCUGGACCAGACAAGUUUUAAAAACUUUUGAACUCGGCAUUAAAGUUUCCGCAGAACCUGUGUAUGACUGGAAUUGCGUUGCUGAAGAUAUAUUCAACAGAUCCAGCAUAAAGAUGAGAAAUACUCCGCAGGCUCAGUGUGACAGCAGGUGCAGUGACCAUAAGGAUUGUAAGAACUGUCUUAAGGGCACAGGAGCUGAAGGUGGAUGGAGCGAAUGUCGAUGGUCAACACAGCUAAACGAGUGCAUCUCCCCGUCGUAUCAACCACUUUACUGUGCUGGAGGUGUGUGCGGUUUGGUGCUUCGGGGGGCAGAUUCUGAUCACUGUCCUGAGCCAUGUGAAACUUUUAAACAAUGCAGUACGUGCUUGAAACAUACGCACUGCGGAUGGUGCUCACUUGACUCCCAAAACAUAACUGGGCAGGGGAUAUGUACUGAAGGAUCCCUUGAAGCCCCGGCGGAACAUCCAGCUGGUGGAACUUGUGAGAUGCUAUAUAACCAGCUAUAUGCAACGCCAGAGACGCCCACUACACCGCCUCCUGUACCGCAACUUAGCGAUUCUACCGAAGAAAAAGACAAUGUAACAAUUCCUGUACCAGCCAUAGUUAUUCCUCCGAAAUUUUCAUGGUACUAUGUGAGCUGCCCGCCAGAAAACGAGUGCGAAAAUGGUCAUCACACCUGCUCACCACAAAGCGAACAGUGCGUCGAUAUGGACGAAGGAUUUAAAUGCGUCUGCGGUUCUGGAUACAAGCCUGAAAAUACCACAGCCGUCAAUGCGUUUGGAAGGAGUAUCUGCGUUCCUGUUUGCUCACAAGGUUGUGUAAGAGGCACGUGCAUCGAACCUGAUGUCUGUCGUUGUGAUUUUGGCUACGUAGGUGCCAACUGUUCUAUUCAGUGUCAGUGCAACGGUCAUAGUAACUGUGCUGGACCCGAUAAACUGGAUGUGUGUCUAGAGUGCCACAACAACACAAUGGGUCCCCAGUGCGAGAAAUGCUUGCCACUAUUUGUCGGCAACCCUGCAGACAACGGACAGUGUGUACCCUGCUUGGAUUACUGCAGUGGGCACACUCACGUCUGUAUCAACGAAAGCAUGAUUGUAACCGAUCCGAGCGAGGUAGGAAAAAUGUCCGUGGAAAUGUGGAAGGAGAAAUUAGUUGAGGGACCGAUAGCUAAUGCAAGAUGUGUCGAGUGCAAAAAUAACACGAAAGGAGAUAAGUGCGCAGAAUGCAUCAAGGGGAAUUUUAGGGGUACCGAAGACCUUAGAGAUGUUUGUAGACCCUGUGAGUGUCACGGUCAUGGAGAUACGUGCGAUGCAGUGACAGGUGAGAAAUGCAAUUGCGGCAACAAUACAGAAAGUGAGCAGAACUGUGCGAGUGGUCCGAUAAAAGCAGCUAAUACUGGAGCCACCCCCUGCUGGAUGGUUCAGUGCAGUAAGUGCCGAGAAAACUAUGCCGGAACACCGACGAUGGGUCACCAGUGCUACAAGACUGUUACUGUAGACAACAAGAUGUGCUUCGAUUCGAAAUUAAUAGACUUGCAUCAUGCUUUUAUGUCCGGAGGAUCACAUGAUGAGUGCAAAGUCAAGCCCAAACCGCUGAACCCAGGACAAACUGUAUUCUACAUGGUUCAGCCAAGGUUCAUGAACGUUGAUAUUCGAGUUAUGGUUGAUGUCACUCAAGGUGCACUAGACCUCUUUCUCAGUCCCAGAGACGACUCUUUUGUCGUCAGUUUAAACAGCUCUACGGGAUAUCAGGACGUCGAACUGGAUAGUCGAUUCAAAUUACGCAAUGACUAUCACGAUGACUGGUUGGAUAAUCACCCUUACAACAGGAUGCGAAGGGUUGAAUUCCACCCCCAAGAAUCCUCGUCUUCUCAGUCGAACGAUACAACAACAACUGAAAGUAACUGGAUCUCAGGGGCGCAGUACGUUGUAAUGGAGCGUUACGCAGAGGGUCUGGCAACCUUUGUGACGAUAGAACAGCAAAACACUUUCCUAGUGAUAAGAAAUCUAACAAACAGACUGGUUCUUACGUUGCCACAGGACAAGCAUGAGCUUGGCCAGACAAAAUUCCACAUAGCACUUCGUGCGAUAGACGCUCCCAGCCCAGAAAUAAAUGGGAGAGCCGCCUAUGGCAUGAUUUUCUUCAGGCAGGACCAGCUUCAUAUUGACCUCUUCGUAUUUUUCUCGGUAUUUUUCUCCUGCUUCUUUCUUUUCCUAGCAGCGUGUGUAGUAGCUUGGAAGACAAAGCAGGCAGCUGAUAUCAGGCGAGCUCGCCGACGACACGUAGUCGAGAUGCUACACAUGGCUAAACGCCCGUUUGCUUCCGCCACUAUUUUGUAUGACAGGGACGGCUGUAGCGGUCUCAGUCCCAGUUCUCCUCUUAGGAAAGGGCGGCGUAGCAAACAGAUGAACUUUCACAGUGACGUCAGACCUGUCGCCGUUGAACCUACAGACGACGGUGUUGCUGCUGUUGCGACUGUUUUUAUUCGUCUACCUGGGGGACGACAGGCACCAGUUAAACUUGCUCUGGGUAGUUCUCUCAUUUUAUUGGCACGAGUUCAUCCUGUUAAUGGGAGAGCGUUCUUGAGACGUAGGAAUAGCCAUGCCCCAAAUUAAGUAUAAAUUUUACACAAAGUCCAUAUGACUAUUAUACUGUCAUUAUUUUUACCAUUGUCACUAUAAUUUUUCUUGUCUCUCUUUAUCAGUUAUCAUUGCGUCCUUAUAUUUUUAUCAUUAUUAUUAUUAUCGGUAUUAGUAUUAUUUAUACAAUUUCAAUGAUGUGCAGCUAAAUUUUAUUCUGAAAUUUUUAUUACAUAUCCAUUUACACUCGACAAAUAUAAUUUGGGUUGUUGAAAUAAGUUUUUUCGGUAUAUAUGGUGCGACUAAAUUUUGCUAAGGAAGAAAGUUUGAAAAGAAAGAGUCUUUUUUUUCUGAUAUAAUUCUGAUUGUUAUAGAGAAUACUCAUGUCGCGCCAUCCACUGGUGAAUGUUAUUUAAUUGUUGUCAUUGUUGUUAUUACUAUUAACAUUAUUAUUAUUAUUAUUUUAUUUCGUUUCUGUACUUUUUUAUAGUUCGAUCAAAGCUCUUUGUUUGAACUGAAGGGUUCAAAAUUUUUGUCCCUAAAUUUGUUUCGAUACGAAUGUAAAUACUUUCUUGCAACAGUUUAAUUGUAGAUAUGACAUUUUUUAAACCUCAAAUGAAACUGUCGUUGGUAUAUGGAUUAUGCACGGGUUGCAGCUCACUUUAAAAAAAAUUUGAUCCGUGUAUAAUAUUACGUAGUAUUUUAAUAUAUUUGAUUUUAUUUUUCAAUAAUAGAUAAUAUAUGUUGCUAGAUUCAAAGUCAUAAAAUACUUUGUGAUUUUUAGCAAUAAGCUAGGCCACAAUUUUUUUUUUUUUUUUUCUUUUUUUUUCCUGUCUUUUGAACGGCUAUUGCCAAUUAUUAUUAUUAUAUACAAAUAUACAUAAAUAAUUAUAUAAUAUUUUUACAAUCGAAUUUAGACAUUCCUAGGCAAUAUUCCGACCGUAAUAUAGGUACAAACAUCCUAUAUAGAAUAACAACUAUUUUACAACACUCUAUUGGGUAAUUAUGGUUUCUUCAAUACGAUUAAUAUUAUAUUAUUAUAUAUUAUGAUUAAUAUCAUGAUAUUCCAUGUUACUUUUGAUUUUCAUUUCUCUAAUAAUGACCAUGUUGUCGCGUGGAGUGGACUGGAAGUUUGUAUA
Messenger RNA from Diprion similis, 10914 nucleotides. RefSeq names its product multiple epidermal growth factor-like domains protein 8 (gene Megf8). Gene Ontology annotation, molecular function: calcium ion binding; protein binding. The coding region runs from base 611 to 9811 and encodes 3066 amino acids. Lineage: Eukaryota; Metazoa; Arthropoda; Insecta; Hymenoptera; Diprionidae. The transcript is spliced from 26 exons. The record is from RefSeq and is a predicted model, not a curated record.